This is a messenger RNA of Diachasmimorpha longicaudata, 2500 nucleotides long. It is a transcript of the gene mRRF2, whose product is annotated as ribosome-releasing factor 2, mitochondrial. The record is from RefSeq and is a predicted model, not a curated record. The transcript has 5 exons. Gene Ontology annotation, biological process: mitochondrial translation; ribosome disassembly. Gene Ontology annotation, cellular component: mitochondrion. The coding region runs from base 60 to 2273 and encodes 737 amino acids. Gene Ontology annotation, molecular function: GTP binding; GTPase activity. NCBI's taxonomy places the organism in Eukaryota, Metazoa, Arthropoda, Insecta, Hymenoptera, Braconidae.
CUUCCGGUUCUUUUCACGUGGAUCCGGCGAAUUUUGUUGUUAUCAAUCGUUCGUUUCCAAUGUUGAUCCGACAUCUCGGUAAAAAUGUUUGUUGGAAAAUUAGACGAAGGUUUUAUCACAGUCGAAAUUACUCCACCACCAUGGGGAGUGAUAAGACUGACCUGGAGAGAAUCAGGAAUAUCGGAAUCAUGGCACACAUAGACGCUGGCAAGACAACAACCACCGAGAGGAUGCUAUUCUACUCCGGGAGUAUUCCCAACAUGGGCGAGGUUCAUCACGGGAACACAGUGACCGACUACAUGGAGCAGGAACGUCAGCGUGGAAUUACGAUAGCCUCAGCUGCAGUGACGUUCACCUGGAAGGACCAUCGAGUGAACCUCAUAGACACCCCAGGUCACAUAGACUUCACAAUGGGAGUUGAGCAGACCCUGGGUGCUCUCGAUGGGGCAGUGGUAAUAUUGGACAGUUCAGCAGGUGUCGAAGCCCAGACGACAACAGUCUGGCGACAGGCGGAUCGUUACUCUCUCCCAAGAAUCGUCUACUGCAAUAAAAUGGAUCGAGCUGAUGCCGAUUUUGACAUGUGCUUGACAUCCAUUGCCAGCAAAUUCGAUGUAACACCACUACCAGUUCAAAUUCCCCUGAAGAAUAAUUCGGAACUCUCAAUAAUCGAUCUUCUGACUCUUGAGAUUGUGACGUUUGAUAGGAGCGCUCAAGGCCGCAAGGUACAACGUCAGCAGCUGACGGACCCGCAGAUCUUGGAUCUGGCUCGAGAACGAAGGAGAUUGCUCACAGACAAGCUCUCGGAGCUAGAUGAUGACCUGGCUGAUAAAAUAAUUGAGCAGGAAUCCCUAGAUGAUAUUCCUGGUCAACUCCUGCUGGAGUCACUGAGACGAACGACACUGAGACAAAAAGGAGUUCCUGUUCUCCUUGGUAGUUCUUACAAAAACGUAGGCGUCCAGUUGUUGAUGGACGCAGUAGUCUUCUACCUUCCCUCACCGAACUAUCACCAGAAAGCGAAGUUGUACGACUGCUUCCAGGAGACAUUUUCAGCGAGGACAUUUAAAGUGAUUCACGAUAAGCAGAGAGGGCCCAUUACCUUCGUUCGAGUUUUCACGGGGAAGCUAUCCAAGGGUCAGAGGAUUUACAACGUUCAACGAAAGAGGACUGAGCAAGGUGGCAAACUCUACGCAGCAUACGCUGACGACUACGAGGAAAUUUCUGAUGUAAGCGAGGGAAAUAUAGCAGCACUUGGUGGUCUCAAGUCCACUAUCAUCGGGGAUUUGUUGACAGCCAGUGCAACGGCUGCCAGUCGGGCCAAGGAGGCCCUGGAGAAGAGGGGAGAUGUGAAGGAAGCGGACAGUAGGAGUCUCUUUGAACCUGCCAAGGUUCCCGACCCCGUCUUCUUCUGCUCCAUCGAGCCACCCUCAAUGGCUUAUCAAACGUCUCUGGACACCGCUCUACAGGAACUCGAGCGAGAGGACCCCAGUCUCAGGGUCUCCGUUGAUCCCGAGACAGGGCAGACUGUCCUAUCAGGUAUGGGAGAGCUGCACAUCGAUAUCAUCAAGGAGAGAAUUAAAACCGAGUACAAGAUUGAUGUUGACUUGGGACCACUGCAGAUCGCAUACAAGGAGACCAUCGAUAGAAAGAUCAAAGACUCAUUCGAGUUACAUCAUGUGGUGGGGAGUACCAAGCACGAUGUCAAUGUCACCAUAAGUCUCAUUGAUGGCUAUGAAGGGGAGGAGGUGCUCUUGCUGGAUAAUACCAAGGAAAGUGCUUCGAAUCUAGCUGCUGUUCACCCGAGGUUCAUGGGGGCUGUUAAGAGUGGUGUGAUUGCUGCUUUGAACAACGGACCGAGGCUGGGAUGUCCGGUCAUCAAUGUCGGGGUCAAGCUGCAUUGGCUGGAGGUGGGGAAAGGAACUUCUGAGACAAUGGUGACUUCUGCUGUCUCUCAGUGCAUUCGAAAGCUCCUGGAGAACGCUGGAAUAGUUCUGUUGGAGCCUAUCAUGCAGCUGGAGAUAGUGACUCCCGAGGUGUACGCACCGAGUCUCCUGGGGGAUCUGGGGAGGCGGAGGUCGGAGAUCCAGGAGAUCACGGUGAGGAGGGGCGACAAGAUCAUCAGGACUUUGGCUCCUCUCAGUGAACUCCUCGGAUACGCUACGAACUUGAGAAUUUUGACGUCUGGAACUGGCAAUUUCUCGUUGGAGUUUGAUAGGUAUAAGAGGAUGGGACCUCUGGAGGAACAGCAAGCGAUUAAAAAUGUUACUGGAUUCUGAAACGAAGUCUCGUAAUCGUGAACAAUAAUACGGAUAAUGUCUGCAUGGUAAGAUAGGAUAUAAUGGAUCUCACGGUGUGGAUAUGGUUCGACGAGAGCUGCAUAGCAAUAUGCAAUUGUUUGAGAGUUCAGUAGUCAGUUUACAUGACUGAUGCAUUAUAUAGAAAAAAAAAUUGUUAUGGAAUGUGUUGAUUUGUACUCUGAGAUAAGAAAACUUCCUGAGGCCAA